AUGAAUGAAGAACACACAGAUAUAACAAAUGGAUGUAAUAAAGUUAGAUCUCGUACUCAGAAUGAAGCUGCCUUAUUGGCUCUUAUGGAGAAGACAGGCUAUAAUAUGGUUCAAGAAAAUGGACAACGAAAAUUUGGUGGACCUCCACCAGGUUGGGAAGGUCCGCCACCACCCCGAGGCUGUGAAGUUUUUGUGGGAAAAAUUCCUCGUGACAUAUAUGAGGAUGAAUUAGUUCCUAUUUUUGAAAGAGCGGGGAAGAUUUAUGAAUUUAGAUUGAUGAUGGAAUUUAGUGGUGAGAAUCGUGGAUAUGCUUUUGUAAUGUAUACAACAAAAGAAGAAGCUCAGUUUGCCAUUAAGACCCUUAAUAAUUAUGAGAUUCGUCCUGGAAAAUUUAUUGGUGUUUGUAUAAGUUUGGAUAACUGCAGACUAUUCAUUGGAGCCAUUCCAAAGGAAAAGAAGAAGGAAGAAAUCUUGGAUGAAAUGAAAAAAGUCACUGAAGGUGUUGUAGAUGUUCUUGUUUAUCCAAGUGCAACGGACAAGACAAAAAAUCGUGGGUUUGCCUUUGUAGAAUAUGAAUCCCACAGAGCUGCAGCUAUGGCAAGGAGAAAAUUAAUUCCUGGAACUUUCCAGUUAUGGGGACACACUAUUCAAGUAGAUUGGGCAGACCCAGAAAAAGAGGUAGAUGAAGAAACAAUGCAGAGAGUAAAAGUACUUUAUGUUAGAAACUUGAUGAUGUCAACCACAGAAGAAACAAUUAAGGCAGAGUUUAAUAAAUUUAAACCUGGAGCUAUUGAACGGGUAAAGAAACUUCGAGAUUACGCGUUUGUUCAUUUCUUCAAUCGAGAUGAUGCAGUUGCUUCUAUGUCAGUUAUGAAUGGAAAAUGUAUUGAUGGUGCUAGCAUUGAGGUAACACUAGCCAAGCCAGUGAACAAAGAAAGCACUUGGAGACAACAUCUUAAUGGCCAAAUUAGCCCCAGUUCUGAAAAUCUUUUAGUCUUUACAAACAAAGAAGAUGGUCAUCAGAAAUCACUAACAAAACCAGCAAAUCUUCCAAUACGCCUUAAUGGGCAGAAUAGUCCAAGUCCUCCUGAAAUUGAAAGAUGUACUUACCCAUUUUUUCCAGGAACAAAACUUACUCCAAUUAGCAUGUACUCUUUAAAAUCUAGUCAUUUUAGUUCUGCUGUGAUGCAGUUAGAUUAUUAUUGCAACAAAAAUAACUGGGCACCUCCAGAGUAUUAUUUGUAUUCGACUACAAGUCAAGAUGGAAAAAUUUUGCUGGUAUAUAAAAUUGUUAUUCCGGCGGUUGCAAAUGGAUCCCAGAGUUAUUUUAUGUCAGACAAACUCUGCACAACAGUAGAAGAUGCAAAAGAGCUUGCAGCACAUUUUGCACUUAUGCACUUGGAAUACAAUUUUUGUCGAAAUCCAGUAAAUAACAUUUCUCCUGUUAGUGCUACGCUUUCUUCCGGAACAACUAGUGUAUUACCAUAUACAUCAAGACCAUAUUCUUAUCCAAGCUAUCCCUUAUCAUCAUCAAUUCCGCUUGCUAAUAGCAACCAUGUUGGACAGCGUUUGUACAUCUCCAGUCAGGCCUCAUUCUUUUGA
Molecule: messenger RNA, 1602 nt
Organism: Pseudonaja textilis
Lineage: Eukaryota; Metazoa; Chordata; Lepidosauria; Squamata; Elapidae
Gene: RBM46
Product: RNA binding motif protein 46
Molecular function (GO): RNA binding
Source: RefSeq, a predicted model, not a curated record